UUGAGGUUAAAGUUUGGAAGCCAUCAUUGCAAAUAAAACCGUAAAAAUGAUGUGUAAGCUCAUUUCCUCAGCUAGAAAACAAAAGGAAGGAUGGUAAAGCUCUUCUGUGUGUUGGUUGGAGCGGCAGGAAGCGCCAUCCCUGUCGAUAUCGAUGCGAGCCAGUCAGUGGGGGACUUAAAGGAGGCGAUUAAGGAAAAGAAUGAGGACAUCACGUGUGCUGCGCGACGUCUGAAUCUGUAUUUGGCCACGAAGGGCGACGACGCAUGGAUGACAAACGACGAAGCCGAUAGUGUGAGCGACGUUGAUGGGCUACCACAUCUAGGUGUUCCACAAGCGAAGCUCCGACGCGUUGGUUUGUCUGAAGAGAAAAUGGUCGAAGUGGAUGAAGAUGACGAGGCAGCAGGAAAUGGCCUUGUCAAUGUGCUCGUGGUGGUUCCGACCAAAGAGGUGGUUGUGCUGGUGUUAUGA
Phytophthora nicotianae INRA-310 is the source of this 468-nucleotide messenger RNA. RefSeq lists its product as hypothetical. The record is from RefSeq and is a predicted model, not a curated record. Bases 91 to 468 code for a protein of 125 amino acids. The transcript has a single exon. NCBI's taxonomy places the organism in Eukaryota, Oomycota, Peronosporomycetes, Peronosporales, Peronosporaceae.